Messenger RNA from Lacerta agilis (Sand lizard), 4036 nucleotides. It is a transcript of the gene GRAMD1A, whose product is annotated as GRAM domain containing 1A. Lineage: Eukaryota; Metazoa; Chordata; Lepidosauria; Squamata; Lacertidae. Gene Ontology annotation, molecular function: sterol transfer activity; sterol binding. The record is from RefSeq and is a predicted model, not a curated record. Gene Ontology annotation, biological process: intracellular sterol transport. The coding region runs from base 168 to 2342 and encodes 724 amino acids. Gene Ontology annotation, cellular component: endoplasmic reticulum-plasma membrane contact site; endoplasmic reticulum membrane; plasma membrane. The transcript is spliced from 20 exons.
CGCCGAGGAAGGAGGAGGGCGGGGAGGGACGGAGGGAGCGCGGGGCCUGCCUCUCCUUCCUCUUCCUCUGCGCGGCACCAGGGCCGCCGGCCGGGACCAGCGCUCGCCUCUCCAUCCCGGCCGGGCGGGGAGGGGGGAGCCGCCCGCCCCGCUGGCCGCCUUGGGCUAUGUUCGACACAGGCACCACAUCCCCACGUACAACCCCAAGCAGCUCCCCGUCCCUGAGGAAGCGCUUGUUGCAGUUGCCGCCACGAUCUCCUCCAGAGUUGACCCCGGAAGCCAUGGUGGAGAAAGGCUUAGAGAAUGCGGCAGAGCGGACCCCUCAACCAGUGCACCCGCCCAGCACCCCACUGAACUACCCGCUCAGUGGGCGCAGCUUCAUCCGUAAUAACAAGAAAAUGCAGAGCUGGUACAGUAUGCUGAGCCCCACUUACAAGCAGCGCAACGAGGAUUUUCGCAGGAUCUUCAAGGGACUGCCUGAAACGGAGCGGCUUCUUGUAGAUUACUCCUGUGCGUUGCAGCGUGACAUCUUGCUUCAAGGGCGGCUCUACCUAUCAGAGAACUGGAUCUGCUUCUACAGCAACAUCUUCCGAUGGGAGACCACGAUCUCCAUCCAGCUGAAGGAGGUGAAGUGCAUCAGGAAGGAGAAGACGGCCAAGCUGAUCCCCAACGCGAUUCAGAUCUGCACAGAGACCGAGAAGCAUUUCUUCACCUCAUUUGGGGCCCGUGACCGCUGCUUCAUGCUGAUCUUCCGCCUCUGGCAGAAUACGCUCCUGGAUAAGACGUUGUCCCCUCAAGAGCUCUGGCACAUUGUCCACCAAUGCUAUGGCUCUGAACUCGGCCUCACCAGUGAGGAUGAUGAUUACGUCUCUCCCAUCGAUGAGAUCAAUGGUUUGGGAAGCCCCAAAGAGACUGGGGAUGUCAUUGACCUGAGCGACUUAACUUCCCGCUGCAGCACAGACCUCAAGCUGGACACCAGCCCCCUCCUGGACAAAAGGGACACCAGUCAGAGCAUCAACUCGCUGGCCAGCAGCAGUGACGGGACCACCUCGCUGGCAGAGGACCCAGAUGAGAACACUGACAGCCAAGUGGAUGCCUCUUCCAGCCACACAGUGACCUCAGCAACAGAACCUCCCAGGGACGAUUUGCCACAAGGGCCGCCAAUGUCCCCCCUGGAGGGGGACCCACUCCCCAGUGAGGAGCUCCCUACGGACAUGAGCAAUUCUUCUUCCUCAACGCAAGAUGAAGCCGAGGUGGAUGCUUUCUUUUCGGACCUGCCGGGGAGGUUGCUCAUCAAUACCGUUUAUCAUGUUGGAGCUGAAAGGCUGCAGCAGAUGCUCUUCAGCGACUCCCAGUUCAUACACGGAUUCUUGGACCAGCGCAAGUUCACAGACGUGGCGUUGACUUCGUGGACCGGCGACAACAAGUGCCACCAAAGCCGCGUCAUCUCCUACACAAUCCCCAUCACCAACCCGUUGGGCCCCAAGGCUGCAGCUGUAGUGGAGACUCAGACUCUGUUCCGUACCAGCUCCAAGAGCGGGGGCUGCGUGGUCGACUCGGAAGUCAUCACACAGGGGAUCCCGUACCAGGACUACUUCUACACAGCGCAUCGAUACUGUAUUACUGCCGUGGCCAAGAGCAAGGCCCGACUCAGAGUCUCCUCUGAGAUCCGGUACCGGAAGCAGCCAUGGAACCUGGUGAAAACGCUCAUUGAGAAAAACGCCUGGAGCGGCGUGGAAGAAUACUUUCAGCACUUGGAGCUGGCGCUGGUACAGGCAGAGAAGGCCCUGCUGGAAGAGAGCUGCCAUGGCAAGGAGCCGCGGGGACUCCUGUCCGGCCUGCGUCGCCGGAAGCGCACCCUAAGCUGGAGAGCCCCCCACGUUGAGCCCCCGCUCCCCACGUUGCCUGACGGCGAGGGGGCAGCCCGCACCAUCCGUCCCUCAGGCAGCCUGACCUCUCGGCUCUCAGAGCAGCUAUCGGAACAAGGGCAAGGCCAGACCGUCUCCACCGUGAUUCUCAUCAUCAGCUUGGUGAUCUGUGUGAGCCUUGUGGUCUUGGUUAUCCUGAACAUGAUGCUAUUCUACAGGCUCUGGUCUCUGGAGCACACAGCCCGGACCUUUGAAUCAUGGCAGGCCUAUGCGCUCUCCAGUGGAAAGCUACCACAGACAGCAUCUGAAUGGGCUGAGAUCCUGGAGCUGCAGAAACGGUUUCACAGUGUGGAGGUUCAGAAGUGGAAGCAGAUCCUCAAGGCCUCCGUGGAGCUUCUAGAUGAGAUGAAAAUCUCCCUCGAGAAGCUGCACCAGGGCAUCACGGUGGCCGAGCCCCCCUUGGAGCCGGAGUGAAACCCCCAGCGCUCCCUCUCUCCUAACUAAGGAUGUUGCUCAGAAACUGCUGCUGGAUCGGUGGCACCCACCUCCCAUGGCCGGCAUGCGUCCGAGGGGAUGACAUUCCACUCCUCGCCAGACCAACAGCUGGACCUUAGCCUCAAGAGUGCCACUUGCAGUGAUGGAUUCCACCGCCACCACUUUCCUGCUUCGGGGAUCUUUCUCCUGGAGCAUCUUCCUUCUCUCUUUUUCUCUCUGAGGGUCUCUGCAGUGACUUCAUUUUAUCCCCCCCCCCCCUUUAAGUGCUAUUUAUAUUCCUCACAGGACCCCAGAGAGCUUUUGACUUCUGCUGCUCCAGCAUCCUUUCUUUACCUUCUUUCCAGCUGUUGUUCGGAGUGUGUGUGACUGGGAACUUUAGAGGACAGGUGGCGGUGCCUAUAUCUCUUGUGUUGAGAUUUCACUCAACAGCUGGGACAGCAAGGACCCGCUUUCCUCCUCCAUGUUGAGGGCAAUUGAUCUGUGAUUUCCUUCUCUUUCACACACACAAGUGGUUGAGAGAUGGGAAACCAAGAGUCCGUAUUGAAUCCUUCCUUGCUCCCUCUCCUCCUGUUUCCAUCCUUUGGCGAGCCCAAUUAUUUUAUUAAAGGGAUCUUCUCAACAACAUUACCUCUGACAGAAGGGGGAAAGGGUAGGCAUGGCCCUGAACAUUAUGUAGCCAGAAAUCUGAUUUACAGAAGUUGGAGAGCUUCUGAGACCCUUGAGGGGGUUCUGUGCACCUUGCCCACAUGAGAGUUAACAUAGAGCAGGGAUGGCCCUCCAGAUGUGGAUGGACUAAAGCACCCAUCAUCUCUGACUGCUGGCCAUGGGGGCUGGGGCUGAUGGGAGUUGGAGUCCAACAAUAUCUGGAGGGCCACAGGUUCCCCAUCCCUGACUUAAGAGCACGCCCAGGCAAAGGAGCCAAAGGCAGCUGGGGAAGCAGCUGGGUCAAAUCCCAUUUAUCCCAGUAAUCCCAUUUAUGCAUUUCCAUCACUGGUGUAGGGGUGGGCAGCAAGUCCAGGAGUAUCCCAGUCUAUGCCGAAAGCUUUCUGGCUUUGGGAGGUUUCUGCUGUGCCAGCUGCCCUAAUCCGUUAUUUGCCGCAACGAAAAUGCCAAACUCAGCUUUUCUCUCUCUCUCUCUUUUUUUUUGAGAGGAGGGCAGUCUGAAUGAGUGCAGCACAGUGGCCACAGAGUCGGGGCUCCUGCAUUUUAUUUUUUUAUUUUUUACUCCCAUGUGGGCAGCACCACGCUCCUAGACUCCACGACUCCUUUGCCUGAUUCCUCCUAGGCCCGUCUCCCAGGCAACAAAUGGGCUUUGCCAAGGCCUAGCUAUACUGUCACUUUAAAAUGAGGUUGCACUGCCAGUCAGAGCCCCAGGUGCCCUUCAAAUACUGCCUGAGGGGGUUUCUAAUCUUGAAAUCCACCCCCUCCUGGGGAGGGGUGUGUGUCUGCCAGCCCUAUGUUCUCUGCUCCCUACUCAAGACCUUGGAAGGCCCAGGUUUCUGACCUCCCCUUUUCUCCCUUCUUCCCCCUCACCAAGGUUGUGGUGAGGGGGCUCCCCCCCCCCCAGUUUUGUAGCUGUGUUCAGUGUUAACGAUCCUUUGUGUUCAAGGUUCCACAGAGGUGCUGGGGCUUAUUUAUUAGGAAGCGGAAUAAAGACCGUGGAUCGGAAUCUC